Limanda limanda (common dab) is the source of this 3347-nucleotide messenger RNA. RefSeq names its product potassium voltage-gated channel subfamily H member 5-like. The record is from RefSeq and is a predicted model, not a curated record. The transcript has 12 exons. Gene Ontology annotation, biological process: regulation of membrane potential; potassium ion transmembrane transport. Gene Ontology annotation, cellular component: membrane. The coding region runs from base 1 to 3243 and encodes 1080 amino acids. Gene Ontology annotation, molecular function: voltage-gated potassium channel activity. NCBI's taxonomy places the organism in Eukaryota, Metazoa, Chordata, Actinopteri, Pleuronectiformes, Pleuronectidae.
AUGCAUGGGGGCAAGAGAGGACUGGUGGCUCCGCAGAACACUUUCCUGGAGAACAUUGUCCGGCGCUCCAGCGAAACCAGUUUCCUGCUGGGAAAUGCACAGAUCCUGGAGUGGCCGGUUGUCUACAGCAACGAUGGAUUCUGCAAGCUGUCAGGUUACCACAGAGCUGAGGUCAUGCACAGGAGCAGCUCAUGCAAUUUCAUGUAUGGUGACCUAUCUGAUAAAAUGACAAUAGACAAAAUCAGACAAACCUUUGACAACUACGAGUCCAAUUUCUUUGAGGUGCUGCUCUACACAAAGAACAGAACACCAAUAUGGCUUUACAUGCAGGUGGCACCGAUCAGGAAUGAGAAGGACAAGGUGGUGCUUUUCCUCUGCACCUUCAGGGACAUUACACUUUUUAAACAGCCCAUUGAAGAUGAGUCAACAAAAGUCGGUUGGACGAAGUUCGCCCGACUAACGCGGGCACUGACCAACAACCGCAACCUGGUGCAGCAGAUGGCACCGAUAAGCAAGACGGAGGUCAGCCACAAGCCGUCCAGACUGGCUGAGGCUCUCCAGCUGGGGUCAGACAUUCUCCCUCAGUACAAACAAGAGGCCCCCAAGACGCCGCCGCACAUCAUCCUCCACUACUGCACCUUCAAGACCACCUGGGACUGGGUCAUCCUCAUCCUCACCUUCUACACGGCCAUCAUGGUGCCCUACAACGUCUCCUUCAAGACCAAGCAGAACAACCUGGCCUGGCUGGUGCUGGACAGCGUCGUGGACGUCAUCUUCCUGAUCGACAUCGUCCUGAACUUCCACACCACCUUCGUGGGCCCCGCCGGCGAGGUGAUCUCGGACGCCAAGCUGAUACGGAUGAAUUACCUGAAGACGUGGUUCGUCAUCGACCUGCUGUCCUGUCUGCCCUACGAUAUCAUCAACGCUUUUGAACAUGUGGAUGAGGACGCUAUAGCAUCUACACCAUCUCCUGCAAGUCACCUACGCGAGUCUUCAAAUUUCCACAGAAAUACCACACGGAUAGAAGAUUCUCUUCUUCCAGGGAUCAGCAGCCUCUUCAGCUCCCUGAAGGUGAUCCGCCUGCUCCGUCUGGGCCGAGUUGCCCGCAAGCUGGACCACUACCUGGAGUACGGAGCAGCUGUCCUGGUUCUCCUGGUGUGCGUGUUCGGCCUGGUGGCCCACUGGUUGGCCUGCAUCUGGUACAGCAUCGGGGACUACGAGGUCAUCGACGAGACCACCAACACCAUCAAGAAUGACAGCUGGCUUUGCCAGCUGGCCCUCAGCAUAGGAACCCCUUACCACUACAACACCAGCGGCACGGGCCAAUGGGAGGGAGGCCCCAACAAGGACACGCUGUACAUUUCCUCUCUUUACUUCACCAUGACCAGUCUCACCACCAUCGGAUUUGGAAACAUCGCUCCAACCACAGACGGCGAGAAGAUCUUCUCCGUGGCCAUGAUGAUGGUGGGCUCGCUGCUAUACGCCACCAUCUUCGGAAACGUCACCACCAUCUUCCAGCAGAUGUACACCAACACCAACCGUUACCACGAGAUGCUCAACAACGUGCGUGACUUUCUCAAACUGUACCAGGUUCCAAAAGGUCUGAGCGAGCGAGUCAUGGACUUCAUCGUCUCCACGUGGGCCAUGUCCAAGGGCAUCGACACAGAUAGGGUUCUCUCGAUUUGUCCCAAAGACAUGCGGGCGGACAUCUGCGUCCACCUGAACCGGCAGGUCUUCAACGACCACCCGGCGUUCCGUCUGGCCAGCGACGGCUGCCUGCGCUCGCUGGCGGUGGAGUUUCAGACCACGCACUGCGCACCCGGAGACCUCAUCUUCCACAUCGGCGAGAGCGUGGACACCCUCUGCUUCGUGGUGUCAGGUUCACUCGAAGUCAUCCAGGACGAUGAGGUCAUCGCUAUCCUAGGUAAAGGUGAUGUGUUUGGAGAUGCCUUCUGGAAGGAAUCCACGCUGGCCCGUGCUUGUGCCAACGUUCGAGCUCUGACCUACUGCGACCUGCACGUCAUCAGGAGAGACGCUCUGGUGAGGGUGCUGGAGUUCUACACGGCGUUCGCCAACUCCUUCUCCCGCAACCUCAUACUCACCUGCAACCUACGAAAACGGAUCAUCUUCAGGAAGAUUGCGGAUGUCAAGAGGGAGCAGGAGCGCCAGAGAAGCGAGGUGGCGCUCUCCAUCCCCGAGGACCACCCCGUGCGAAAGCUGUUCCAGAGGUUCAGGCAGCAGAGAGAUUCUCAGACUCCGGGAGAGUCUCUUGCGUACCUUGAGCACAACUGUGUGCAGGUGGAGCUGCAGCGCCACCACCACUCCGACUCAAACUCCUACACACAGUGUCAGACUGUGUCCUUGCAGCACCAGGAGUACAGCUCCAUUGUGCAGGGCAUUCCGCCCUGCACAGGAGGAGGAGAGGAUGCAGGCAAGGCUGCACCUCCACAAGCACUUGUCCAGACUGAAAAGUCAGAACAAAGCGGCACACAAGAGGCAGCGGAGUCUGUAUCGAGGCCUUGUGCUGAGAUUAAACUUGGUCAGGUGGGUAACAGCCCUGCAAAAGGCAGUGGUGCAGGGGGAGGUGGAGUUACCAGCCGCAGAGGUGCAAUGGGGUGGGCAAAGUUUAAAAACGCCACCUCUGCCGCACCAGCACCUCCUGCCGUCGAGCAUGAAAAACAGACGCAGAAACCGGAGGAGUGGUCCAAAGGUUUGCAGUCGUCAGAACAGUUAACAGGGGCCAGGAUUUCAGAGGAAGGUGGAGACACGGGCACCACAGAGGGAGGCAACAGUGCAGGAGAAGCAGGCGAAGAAACGAGCGCCCUUCACAAAACUGACUCCUGCGACAGUGGGAUUACAAAGAGCGACCUGCGCAUCGACCGAGCAGGAGACUCCAGAAACUCCUUUGAGCGAAGCCCGAUGGAGAGAAACCCGUUCGAGCACAGCCUCUGCGUGGACGGCGAGGUUUCCCUGAAGCACUCGUUUGUGCAGCCGGCGUCCGAACAAACGCUCCUGCAGGCGACGCUGCACGAGGCCAAGCAGGAGCUGAAGGGAGACAUUCAGGUCCUGAGCGGCCGGCUGUCGGUCCUCGAGUCUCAGGUGAGCGAGAUCCUCAGGCUGCUGUCGAUAAAAAGGAGACUCUCACUGCCGCCGACCUCGUCUCCGAAGGCAAGAGUCAAAGCUCAAGACUCAGUCGCCGCCUCCAGGUUGGCCACACGCAAAACGGAUGAUGGGCCUUUUUGAUUUCACCGGUUAAAACCACACAAACUGAAUCUGUAUGUGAUGCUGAUGCAUGUCCUGCUGGACUCUGGCCUGCCAAAGAAAUUUCUUGAAUUGAAGGAGACAUA